This is a messenger RNA of Megalopta genalis, 2456 nucleotides long. RefSeq names its product integrator complex subunit 10 (gene IntS10). Gene Ontology annotation, cellular component: integrator complex. NCBI's taxonomy places the organism in Eukaryota, Metazoa, Arthropoda, Insecta, Hymenoptera, Halictidae. The record is from RefSeq and is a predicted model, not a curated record. Gene Ontology annotation, biological process: snRNA processing.
UGCCGCUACAAGGAAUGGUGCUACUUGAAAUUUUUUCGUAACAAAUGAUUCUGUAGGUUUGAAUUUUUGCCGGAAAUGAUAAAACAAAUUAUUUUUAAUCUUUCUACCCUCGACGACCAUUGAAAAUAACAAUAGUGUCUCAUGUGGUUCGCUUAGCUGACUGUUCUAUUUAUAUGUAUGUAAAGGGUACGAGAAAACCAAAAUCUCUCGAAACAUGUUGGAGAAAACGUCAUCUGCGGAUAAUAAUCAAUUAGCAAGAGAGGAUUAUUUAAUAAGGCGUGCAAAAGACGUGCUACCGGUUGACAUUUACGCUGCCAAAUCAUGGUUAAUCACAGCGAAAUCUUUAUUUCCUCACAGUGCAAAAGUUCAGUUCGAAGCGUAUCGGAUAGAAAAGCUGUCGAAAAAUGUGAAAGAAGCGGCGAAAUGUUUUAGCGAAAUAUUUCAGAAUUUUCCAGAUGACAGAGACAUAUGGAAGGAGAUAGAAACGGUAACAGCUUGCCUUCGUUUGGAGCAAUGCGAUCCCGAGGCAGAAUUUUUAUGUCAGAUGUUCCAACAUAUACCUCAAGAACUUCAGCACAGACUGCUUAUUAUGACCGCUGAUCACAGUGAAGACACAAUGGAACAUUGUAAACUAUUACUUUUGUUAUUGCGUAGAUUUCCACAAACAAUAGCUACUCAUGGACCACGUUUAGUAGAAACUCUACUCACUGCGGAGAAACACAGUCAUCCAGGGCGUGCAGUGAAUGGGUUCAGAAGACUGUUAGCUUGCGAUGCAUUGCCCCUUCUUGGUACUGCACCUGUAGAACUGAAUCCAAGGCUUUGCUUAAGGCUGCUCUGCAAAGCGGUUGAAUUUUAUUUAGCAUAUAUACAGCAGCCACAAGAUAACCAGAUUCAAAAUCCAUGGGAUAGACUGUUUCAAGUGGUAGAGUUAAUUGGAAAGAAGUUGGGAUGGGAACUGGGCAGUCUGUUUUCCAUGCCCUGGAACAAAGACACGUAUUGCGAAAGAUUGCAGCAGUACGCAGUUGCACAUUCAACAAGUUUAUGCGAGGAGCUGAUAGUUAGACAAUUGUUAAUGUGCACCGUGGUUGUAUUAUUAAGAAUAUUAAAUGAACAUAAUUCACUUAUUAUUAAUGACGAAACUAUGUACUGUUUGGUGGAAGCAUUUGGAGAAUGUGUUCAUUCACCUGCUGAAUCUAAAUUGAAAAAACGCAAGAGAGAUGAAAACGGAGGAAUUGCGUUAACCAGCGACGGAGAUUACAGCGGUAAUGGUUUAGCAUUGGCCGUGAAACUAUGGGACUUGCUACACAGUAGUGAUUAUUUACAAAGAGAAAUGGUAAAAAUAAAUCAACAACUACGGUUAGACACGUGGCUGAACUCGUUUUUAACAGAUUUAGCUAUGUACAAAGGGUUGCAUCACGAAGUAUUGGCAAGAUUAUCACAAGAAGCAGGUAGUUUAUCUGCUCACCUUCGUUUAGCAAAUACAUGUUUUUUCUUAAAAGAUUAUAAGGGAAUGUUGGAAUAUAUAGUUUUAGUAGUUAACGCGCUACCUUCUGCGUCCGGUAAAGUGUCGCAUAAUUUAACAGUUCCCUGUGCAAGGCAUCUGCACUAUUUAACAGUCGCACGUUUUCCAAUAAUUCAAUAUUGUUGCAGGCUGUUACUUUCAGCGAUAAAGGAAAAUUUCUCCUUGGGCGGAGGAGUCGGAGACUUGGCCAUAGGACAUGCAUUGGUGUUAAUGCAAAUCGACUGGCCACAGGAGGCUAGUACUUUAACCACGAUUACAGAACGAAUUAUCAAUCGUGGCUCCUUCGCUUAUCCGCUGUUUCAAGCUUAUAUCAUUUGCGUUGAUAUUCUAGAAGAAUUGACGUACUUGUGGACUGAACACGGUGGCGGUGUAUCAUUGGAUAUCGCAACCGCAUCCGGGAUAGUACAAAAUCGACGCAUUACUACUCGCGGAGCUGAUAAAGGAGUACGCGAAGAAGUGAAGCAGGCGAUGAGGCGACAAGCAGCCCGUGAUGGAAUUGACCCCUUAGACGAACUGUUACAAAAGUUUAUUCUUAACGAAAAAGCAGCCAUUCUACACAGUCUGAUUAUUCCAUAAUUUCCCUAUUUUCAAGAACAAUUUAAUAUUUAUAUAUAUAUAUAUAUAUAAUUUGAGUAAAAUUAUAUAAUUUUUUAUUUCAAAAUAUACACGUGAUCUUUUUAAGCCAACUUUAAUAUUAUAUACACAAUAAUUAAAAGGAUGAGUUUGAUUAACAAUAUUUAUGGGAACGUUGUAGAUGUUCUCGACUUUAAUAUUUCGUCCUACAUUUUUAUACACUUCUUUCUCUCGCAUAAUGACCGUUUUAGUUGUAUAGGAUUAAUAAUACAUGCUCAUCGAAUUCUCGUUAGCUACAUUCAGAUGUAAGUUUUAUAAUUUCUGUAUGAUACAAUUAAGCAACAAAGUUCGUUUUCGAAUA